Macrosteles quadrilineatus (aster leafhopper) is the source of this 7067-nucleotide messenger RNA. RefSeq names its product diacylglycerol lipase-alpha (gene inaE). The transcript has 16 exons. Lineage: Eukaryota; Metazoa; Arthropoda; Insecta; Hemiptera; Cicadellidae. Gene Ontology annotation, cellular component: postsynaptic membrane; dendrite membrane. Gene Ontology annotation, biological process: lipid metabolic process. Bases 256 to 3432 code for a protein of 1058 amino acids. The record is from RefSeq and is a predicted model, not a curated record.
GGUGAUGGCGGUGGGUGAUGGGGUGGUGGUGGGGUGACGGAAGGGUGAGCGCCCGGCGGGCGGGCGAUGCCUCAUUCCUCCUGUCAGUCGAGCCCCCUAGCUCCACCGCGUUGUAACGUCCAACGUCAGUCCACACAACGAUUCACCGAUGUGUUAAGACGCCCAACGCCUCGCCUCGUCCGUGAUGUGGUGGCUGGAGUGGCGUGAGUGUGCCGGCGCGUGGCCCUGGUCCCUGCCCAUGUAGCAGACCCUGAUAUGCCGGGUCUUGUGGUGUUCAGACGCCGGUGGAGCGUCGGGAGCGACGAUCUCGUUGUUCCAGGAGUCUUCCUGUUCGUAGUUCACCUUAUCUGGUUGGUGGUGAUAACGGUAGUGCUGGUGCUGGCAGACUUUGACCGAAGUAUCCGCUGUGUCUGGUUACUAUGGCAGUACUGUCUCGGUUACGCAGGAAUCCUCGUAUGCUCGGCUUUCUUAGAUCUCAUGAUCUCUAUGGUGGCCAUGCGAGGCGGCAUCUUGGAUGUAGAUGCUCGGGCUCCUAUGAGAUAUCUCAUCUAUAUCAGGCUGUCCGUGAUGGUAGUUGAGAUGGUUUGGCUGACUCUGGCUGUGGUAUGGCUAUCUGCCCAUUACCAAACGUGCCCAGUAGAUGGAGCCAAGGACGCUAUACUCGGCAUGGUGAUUUGCAACUGGCUAGUAGUGUUGAGCAUCAUGCUGACAGUUUGGUGCGUUUUCGACGCGGCCGGUCGAUCAUGGGUGAAAAUGAAGAAAUAUCAGCGGUCAAUGAGAGAGUCUGAGUCUAGGUUUCAAUACAAAAGGUCUGGAAACCGAACGAGAAAUUGGAGGCAAAGAAAAGUCUUGAGAGCGUAUCAAGACAGUUGGGACCAUCGCUGUCGUCUGCUUUUCUGCUGCAUUCGGAACACUGAUCGUAAUAAGAACUCAUUUGCUGACAUUGCAAGACUUUUGUCAGAUUUUUUUAGGGAUUUGGAUGUCGUUCCGUCUGAUGUGGUUGCUGGAUUAGUUCUCCUUCGGAAGUUCCAGAAAAUAGAGCAGGAGGAUGUUGUUAAUCAGCGCAAGAACGACACAUACGAGUAUUUGUCAGGUGUGCCUGUAACUUCCAACACCAAAUUUCUGCCUCUGGGAGAUGCUCAGUAUUACCAACAUUUUCAAGCAGUGAUUCACUACAUGCAUUACGCCUUAGCCGCAUAUGGAUGGCCAAUGUUCCUCAUGACCCACUCCACUACCGGACUCUGCCAGCUUUGUACCAAACUCAGUUGUAGCUGCUUUCCCUGUUGCUGCCCAAAGUCAAAAAUAGACCCCGAAACAACUUUAAUCGAAGACAACUGCUGCCACUGUAACUACGCAGCACUACGCAGCAUGGUUAACGCUGGGGAUGUCUCGAUUGUUUAUGCAACUUACCAUGUAGAUGUCAAUGAGACGCCGUUCUUUGUAGCCAUUGACUACACUCGCCGCAAAGUGGUCGUCAGCAUUAGAGGAACUCUUUCCAUGAAGGAUGUAAUCACAGAUCUGAACGCAGAAAGUGAAACUCUUCCGUUAACUCCACCUCGAGAAGAUUGGCUUGGUCAUAAAGGGAUGGUACACGCGGCAGUGUAUAUCAGGGACAAGUUAAUUACAGAAUCAAUUUUGACCCAAGCACUGGCCACAGGCCAUAAAAAGCUAGGUGAGGCCUUAGGCUUGGUGCUAGUGGGGCACAGUCUUGGCGCAGGCACCGCAGCCAUACUAGCCAUCCUACUGCGCCAGACGCAUCCAGACCUGCAGUGCUUCGCUUACUCACCUCCUGGCGGCCUUCUAAGCAUGCCUGCUGUACAAUAUACCAAAAGUUUCAUAACGUCGGUGGUGCUGGGCAAAGAUGUAGUUCCUCGAAUUGGAUUGCAUCAAAUGGAAUCUCUAAGAGCAGACCUCAUCAAUGCCAUCAAACGCAGCAAAGAUCCUAAAUGGAAGACAAUCAGCUGCAGUGUGAUGUGUUGUGGCACGACGUUCAUGCCGACAUCAGCUGUCGAACUGAAGGCUGAUAGUAUCACAAUGGAGGAAUACAGAGCUGAGAAGAACUCAGCCCGUGCGAUGCCGAUACACCCCUCCGACUCCUCCAUAGCUCUGACCCUCCAUCAACCCCUCUACCCUCCAGGGAGUAUCAUCCAUGUCGUCAGACAUCACCCGACCAAGACUGAACAGCGUUAUGAGAAAAAAUGGAGACAAGUACUAAAGAAGCACGACCCCGUCUAUCAGGCACUGUGGGCCAACAACACGGACUUUGAUGAGGUUCUCAUCUCCCCGGUGAUGAUCCAAGAUCACAUGCCAGAUAAAGUUCUGGAUGCGUUGUACAAGGUUAUAACUAGCCUCGGUCCUGCCAAACCCCAACGGAGCCUCAACAACAACAACAACACAAGUGUCGCGGCUGCGGUGGACGCAGACCAUUGUCAGUUGCUGGCUGGCUCCAACGGACACACAGGCUCUCCGCCACACAAACUGUGCCUAGAGACUAGCUUCACAUCCAUCCAACCCCGCACAGCCCCGUCCGAUUCUCGUCAUCUACCGUGGGAGUUCGCCAGUCUUGUGGGAAGCUCCCCAGCUCCCCCCCUGGACCUCAUACAUGACGACUGGUUUGGCCUAGCUCCAUUGGCCACUCCAGAGUCACUGUCCGAGGUGAGCAGCAUUAGCUCACGCACGUCAACCGUCAAGAAGAAACAAUCAUCUGUUACAUUUGUGGACGCUCCAGUUAAACAUCAUUUCACCAGGGAGGACUACAAACACAGCGAUAAUACUACAAGCAAAAGUUGGAAAAGUAAUUUGAAGCAAAACUUUUUUAGCGCCGAAAAUUUUAUUUGUGUAAAGUCAAAAACUCAGAGUGAUAGUUCUCCUGAAAACGGCUCCUUAAUCAAUACAAGUAACGAUAAGUUCUACAGUGCAGAGAGUGUUACGGACGAUAAAAUAGGAGAUAAAAUUAAUGCCAAAGAUGUGGAACAUUUGGAUGAAGAAAGUACCUCCGAAUCUAGUCCCUUGUUGAGUAGUUUGCAUUUACUUACUGAUGAAAAGUUUCAAAAUUUAUUCAAAGGCAAUUUGACAAGAGAAACGGAUGAUAGCAUUUCAUCUGGAAGUUUUAAAUCUGUUUCUAGUGAAAUGAGGGACCUCAGUACAUCGAUGGACUCUGUGACAGUAAACGCUGAAGUCCACAGAACCGAGGAUAAAACUCUAUGGACUGAAAACAGUGAUUUAUUAGAAGAUAUUGAAAGAAGUUUGAAUUUACGUUCAAGUGAUUCUCCCUGUGGUCUCGGAACGAUGAGUCCCGGAAACAUAUCUGUGGAUAUCGAACCCUCACCUAAUAACAGUGAAAAAUCAGAUGUGAAAUCUCUUAGUGGGGGAGUGAGAAACAAAUAUGUGUAUCCAAUUUUAUCAAUCGCUAGAGGAGAAAGCAGUGUUUAGUUAUAAGGCUUCAAGAAACUCCGUAUUAUAGUGUUCAAAAUGGUUUCCAACUCAAUCUACACGAGGUCUGAUCUCAUUAUGUUCCUAAACAGUGGUGAUGUAUAUUUUUUUGUAAGAUUUAUAUUAUUGUACCGAUAUACCGAUAUUCUAAUGAUAUUUUGUUAACUAAUAAGUACUUAUUUGUAUAUAUGUUAUUUAUAUGUACUUUAUUUAUAUAUUUGUUUUGUUUUUAAAAUUAGGCCUACCAUAUUAUUUAUUAUUACCCUCAAAUAUUUAACAAAAAGACAAUUAUGUUCAUAUUUUGUUGUGGUGUUUCCGGACCAAUUGAUUGACAAAUAAAUAAAAGGUUGAAAUACCUGCUUGCCGCCUUGUGGUCCAAAGUAGUAGGACCACAAGGCGACAAGCAGGUAUUUUAACCUUUUAUUUAUUUGACAAUUAUGUUGUUUGAAUUUGCAAUCCCUUUUUUGACAAUAUACUUUGAAUGAAUAUUUUGAUACAGAAUGUAUUCAUUGAUAAAAUAUCAGACUUUUAAGUAGUUUUAGAAAAUUAAAUAUGUAUUUUGACAAUCAUAAAUGGUUAUAGGAACAAAAUUUAAUACUUGGCAUGAUGCUUAACUAGAUUCUUUAAUGAAUUCCUAAUAUUGUAUAUGACUGUGUUUUGAGGUACCACAGCUUGUUAUAAACUUCUUUUUUAAGGUAGUAUACUGCUCAAAAUUCAUAACCAUUGACAGAGAAGGGAUUAAUUUUUAUAACUUAUGGAUCAAGAUUAUAUCAAAAAUAUGAAAAGCUUACAACCACAAGCAGACCAUAUUAAGUUUUUCCAUAACCAAGCUCAUUCAUGAGCUAUUUUGGUUUAAUAUUAAAUUAUCGAUGAACCAAAUGUAUUUAAAAACUAAAAAAAGUUAACUAAACAUUCAAACAUUUUUCUUCAUCCUAUUUUAUAAACCAUUGAGAAAAUAGUUAAGUCUUCACCUUAUGUCUCUGAAAUUUUUAUUAAAUCAUAGAUCAAGAAAUGUAUUACCUAGUUAUGCCUGAUUAACUUAAGUUUGUUCAAUGAAAAUAGUUAUUAACAUGGGGAACAAACAAGUACAGUAGUAAAUCUUUCUACAGCUUUUUCCCAAAACAUCAUGCUCUUGUGUUGGUUCCAAUAGUUUGUUAUAUCUCUUAUACUGUAAACCAGUAAUCUAUUAGCAUAAACCGCUGACUCACAACCAUUAAACGAGAUUAACUUGUUUGGUCCAAUAAGCACAACCUCCUUCCAUUCCAACCAUUCAUUGUCAUGUACUUGUGAACUGUUCUUUGGUAUAAAGAAAGAGCUGGUUUUAUACAUUUUAUUAGAUUGUUGCAUCCAGAUUGGAGCAAGCCAGCACUUGUCAGAGCGCUCAGCCGUUUCUGGACCUUUCAGUAGCUUACUUCUUGAAUACACGCCAAUUUUAUAAAAUAUGGUACAAAAUAUGCUAGGUUUCACCAAAACAUAAUCCGAUGGGUGAAAUAUCAUUAUCAAUUAAACAGUCUGUACUUCUUUAAAAAAAAUCAUUCACAGGGAAGUAGCAAUACCAAUAAGCUAGUUCAUAUUUAGUUAGUUUGUUGUGAUUAGCUUACAAGGUCUUUACAACUUUCUGUUUCUAAAAUCAAACUUAAAAUUGAACUGUAAAUGGAAUGAUUAAUGUUUUCCAUGCAACUAGGUACUUUAUUGACGGUAGAUUCCCUAAACGUCCAAAAUGGUUAAGGGGACUUCAUCAAAAGUUUAGUACAUUGUUGAUGUCAUUUGUUUGUGUUUUGUUGCUCAAAAUAAUUUUUAAGUUUUUUAGAUAAUGUAUGAUAUCGAAUUUUACACAAACGUAAUAAGCUACGGAAGUAAAGAAUACUUAUUUGUACUGAAGUUUGUAAGGUAAUUCUUGUGGGAGUUUAUCAGCAUCGGCAGUCCUAGCUUGUGCAUUGUAACUAGGGAUGAGUAAUUGAUAGCCGAUGUUUUCAAAACAUCAAUGUUUUUAUAUCGAUGUUAUGUUUUUCAUUUCAUUCGGAAGAAUGACACUGACCACUUGAUCAAUGAUCAAAUCCAAUAGAUGUUAGGACUACAGUACAUCAAAAUACUCAGGCUCAUUAAAACAUGACAUAGUGCUUUGUCUAAUAUUGGCCUGACUUCAACUUUGGUAUUCACGAUACAUCCCUAUUUCGACUUCCUUUACCACAUAAUCAGAACGGUGCUGUGUUUUUUCAAUUAAAAAAUAGUUUCUUAAAUGUAAAAAUAAAAUAACGAUGUUAAUUUUGUGUUCUGUGAUAUGGAUAAAAAUAUAGAUUGGUAAUUUAUUUUUUUCGUGUUUUAAAAUUAGUUGAAACAGAUUAAAGCUAGUAAUCUGUCAAUAUAUUUGUAAUUGAAUUAUUUUAUUAGUUUGAAAUGUUAGGGGUAGGAUAUGGUACUACAAAUCUGAUUUCUCAAAGGCUUACUUAUUGUCAUCAACUAUGAACAAUGAAUGUAUAUGUUCUAUUCUGCAAGUGCAGGAAAAUGUGUUUAGUAUUUCUGAUAUUACUAGGAAUUCUUAUAGAAAUUAUUACUUGAGUAAACAUUUUCAACUCUUUUAGUACAUUUUUUAUUUUAUUUAUUUUUUAUUAUUUGUUGGAAAACAUUGUGGAUACUGUAACUAAUGUAAUGUAAGAAUGUUUCAAAGUUGAUAAAUGUCAAUUUAAUACAACUGAAAACUAACACCAUAUAGAAGAACGAAAUAACGUUUUUUCUAGCCAAAUUCUAACAUAUUUUUUACGAGUGUGUCGAAUAAUACUGUGUUACUGUAUAUUUUUUAUGUGACCGUCAUAUUGGUCAACGAAUUUUUUUUUACCGAAAAUUAUGAAAACUAGACUGAUAUUAUUAUUGUACUUAUUCUAAGAUCCUGUUGCUUUUAAGGAUUUCGUAAGCUAUUUACAGAACUUUUAGGAUUAUUUUUAGUACUCAAAUGAAGCAAUAGAGAAAGAUUAUUGACUUUUAGUAGUUAUUUGAGGAUGUUACCACUACAGCAUUGUUAGAGCAGCAGUUCCCAACCAAACUCCUUGAAGCCCAAUGUUUAUAAACGUGUCGCCUACCUUAACAUUUUUUUUCUGAUUUUUUUGUAGGAAUGGUGUUCUGGGUCAUUUUCCCUGCCUGGAUAAGGUUUCAAAAAUUAAAUUCCAAACAAAUACUGAUACUGUGCUUUGUUUUAGUGAUUUUUGAUCAAUUGUUUUGACUGCUAAUAUUGUUUCAAAAAUAUUUUAACAAUUAAUAAACAUUUGAAUUUCGUACCGUAGUGAAAAACUGACCAAUUCUGUAGUAGGCCUAUAAUUUUAGUUUAUAUUAACUACUGAUGAAUUCUUGCUUAAUAUAGAUAUUACCUAAGAAAAAUAACAUAAAAUCACAAAUAAAAUUAAAUCAUUGAAAAUAAAACGCUUUAUAUUUUCAUCUAUUUUUGCACGAAUCACAAACUUUUACACCACUACUGCUUGCAUUAUACUUGCUUGUUAACAGAUGUGUUGAUUACCCCAGAACAACAAGCAGGUUGGGAACAGCUGGCCUAGAGCAUAAAACUACCCAGAUAUUCUUGUUACUUAAAUUUUAACAUAAUAUAAAAAUGUAUUAAUUAUAUAUAAAUAUAUACAUAAACUGAG